AUGGUUGACAAACUCUACCUUGUCACUUCCGGGGACCAGUCGGAAUUCGUGUCGAGACCAACCAUCACGAAAUGUGUGCUUCCGCGUGGUUUCCAGACGGACAUACAAACGUGUUCCAUCCAUGACUGCUUCGACGACCUUAACGCAGUCGUUACCGAGGAAGAUAAUGGUAUCGAUAGGUGGCAUUUUGCCCUCCAGAGCAAGUUGGGCCAGUGCUAUUUUGUCGUUGAGGUUCGAGGUUAA
Messenger RNA from Glarea lozoyensis ATCC 20868, 243 nucleotides. RefSeq lists its product as uncharacterized. Lineage: Eukaryota; Fungi; Ascomycota; Leotiomycetes; Helotiales; Helotiaceae. The record is from RefSeq and is a predicted model, not a curated record. The coding region runs from base 1 to 243 and encodes 80 amino acids. The transcript has a single exon.